GGCACUUCCGGAACGUCACUAAUGACACGUAUUCAAAAUGGCGGCCGCGGAUAUGGUGAGUGUAAAAGCGAAGUCUUUUUCUUCUAACUACACCGCUGUCAUCCUGUCUGUCUAAGUAAAGUUAGAAUCGGGACUGUACGUGUGACAGAGGAAAGGUGUGUCUCCGUUUAUCGACACUGUAGUUACCUUAUCCCGGGUCACGUUAGCGCCGUUAGCUGUAGUCUGACGGUCCGGCUAACUGCCUGCUGUAGCUUCAGUUAGCUAGCUGUGGUUUCCUAGCUUCAGUGUAAGAGAGCUGAGAGGAAGCUGACUGAUCACUAUGAUCGAUUAGAGUGACCAGUGUGAUCACUGUGAUCAAUGUGAGGGUUACAAAAACGAGCUGACAUUGCCUGAAAGCUGCUGUUAGACUGUCAUAAGAGGCACGGAAGAGAAGAGAGAGACCGGCGAGACGAAGUUUGUUAACGUUAGCAGUUAGCAUCAAGGUCCGAUAGAAGCUACAGAGUUAAACUGCGUUAAAAUGAGAGGACACUUCUCUGUGGGCUUAAAUAAGGUAAAAUGAGAGGAGACUUCACUGUGGACUUUAGUGAGUUAAAAUGAGAGGAGACUUCUCUGUGGGCUUAAAUAAGGUAAAAUGAGAGGAGACUUCACUGUGGACUUUAGUGAGUUAAAAUGAGAGGAGACUUCUCUGUGGACUUAAGUGAGUUAAAAUGAGAGGAGACUUCUCUGUGGACUUUAGUGAGUUAAAAUGAGUGGAGACUUCUCUGUGGACCAUAGUGAGUUAAAAUGAGUGGAGACUUCUCUGUUGUCUUAAAUGAGUGAAACUCAGCUAAAACAAGUUAAACUGAGUUCCACUAAGUUAUCAUGAGAAGAGACUUUUCUGUGGACUUAAGUUGUCCUAAAUGACUUAAACUCUGUUAACAAAAGUUCAAUUUAGUUCCACCAAGUUAUCAUGAGAAGAGACUUUUCUGUGGACUUAAGUGAGUUAAAAUGAGAGGAGACUUCUUUGUGGACUCAAAUGAGUUAAAUUCAGUUGUAACAAGUUAUCAUGAGAAGAGACUUGUCUGUGGAUUAUAGUGAAUUGAAUUAAAUGAAUAUGAGACAUGACUUCUCUGUGGACUCAAAUGAGUUUAACUCUGUUAAAAAUGAGUUAAACUGAGUUCCACUGAGUUAAAAUCAGAGGAGACUUCUUUGUGGACAAAAACGAGUUAAGCUCACGCAGGUUAUUCAAAUCAUUUUAACUAACUCCAAUCCAAAAACUGAUGUAAUUGUAAUUGUUGUUUGUACUUGUGAAUUAUUUAGUGUGUAAUCUCGCCCAUUGGUGAACCCAUUUGUUUUUGCACCAUUUUCAGACAUGUCACCUGCAAAAAACAAACAAAAAAACAGAAGCUAAACACAUUUAUACAGUGUCACAAAGGGCUUCACAGAGACAACAUAUACAGACAUUUAAAAAAAAAAUCAGGGGGUAAGAUGUUGACAAAAGCCAUGGUUAAAAGCAAUAAUGUAGAACACAGAUUCCCAGGCGAUAAGGUCAGUAAAACACUGUGCAUUAAAGACUGUACAGAUAAUUAACCAAAUACCUGUCUAGACUGUAUGCUUUGGAUAGCUUUUUGAUAAGCUGUUAAAAGCACAGCUGUCUGCCUCAACAAAGAGGCUGAGCUGACUGGGAUCCCCUGAGGGUAAUACACUUGCUAUUGAUAAAUACCUCAUAAAACACAUGUUGACUGCUUUAUUUUUAUCCAUGUGGCUCUAAGUUCUCUCUGUUGCUCACUCACAGACAGCACAUUCACUCAGACACCUCUUCUCUCUGCUCCAGUCUCCUCUGUUUCUGCUUAUCAUCACACUCCUGUCUCACCCUUUGUGAUAUGAACACAAGGGAACACCAGGGAAUCAACCCUUCCUGCUGUCUUGUUCUUGGCUAUUUGUUAAAGUUGGUCUGAAUGUUGCAAAGGAUGAAAAAUAUUAAUAAUUGUCUGUAAAAUGUUAGCUAUGGAUCUACUGGCACAGACGGACUCCCUCUACUCCUGCAGCACACAUGUUUCUGAAAACCUGUGACUUUUAAAACCAACCUGUACCCUCCACUGGUAUUACACAAACUGUCGUGACCUUGGGUCCACAGCUGAGAGUAGGACUCUUCACCUCUUGUUAAGUACCUGUCUCAUCCACAUGCACUCAUUGAAAGUGUCCUUGAGUGAACCUUAAACCCUUGUUGCCUUGCACUUAACCUCCCUGGCAUUUGCGUAUGAGCCUACAUUAGGGUGAAAGAUGAGUAAAUUACAAAGCAAUUAGACCAACAGAUUUCAGCCCAAUCACCAUGAAACUCUCUAUUCCAACCUUGGAGUGGAUUUAAGUGGAAAUUAAACAGAUUUCAACCCUUCUGUCUCUGUGAGAAUGUGGAAAAACUCAUUUAGUCUAUGCAUUUUCUCUUUUCCUCUACAGAAUUGGUUGUUCUUUUUCAUCACUUGAACUGAAAUGAGUCAGAGUUGGUGUCCCAGAGAACCUAUAGACUAUUUCAAAGGUGUACUCAGACAUUAACACCACUGUCAAAUAAUGGUUCUGUAUCUGUGGCUUUAUGUUUAGUGUGGUUGUCUGGCAGGAUAUUACAUUUUCCUGGCAUGAAGGGAGAUUUAAUAUCCUGUAAUGCUGCAUAAAGACAGACUGUUACAACGGCCUGUAUAGGGGUGUGGGAUAUUGACAAAAAAUAAUAGUGGGAUAGUUUUGGGAUUUUGCUCUGAGGGAUGAUGGACAGUAUUUUUUUAUCCCUCAAUCAAUGUGCGAAAUAAUGCUUGUCAAAGUCAUGUAUUAAUUUACAAGCUAUUACGGGUAGGAGAAAAAAAUCGAUAGAGCGUAGAAUCGUGAUGUUUUGUCUGGUGAUAUAUCAUAUGGUCUCAUUUACCAAGUACCGAUUUAUUUUAAAUCAACUGCUAAUUUGAAAUCAAAUCUAUGAUAAUGGAACAAGCAAAUAUGGAUUUUUUGGGGCUGAUGCCGAUAUUGUAUUAUUAAAAAAAUCGGCUGAUUUUUUAAAUUUUUUUAUAAAGUUAUAAAAAAAUGUAUAUACUGUAGAUAUGUACAGUAUACUAUAUACUGUAGAUGUAUGUAGACAUAUAUGUAGACACACCGACGGGAAGACCAACUGAUCAAACUCGGACCAGAAAAGCAUUCUCAAUUUUAUUUCUGAAAAUAUCUGCGAAAAUCGUUGAGUUUUGGCCAAUUAGUCUCAAAGGGGCUAAAAUUGGCCAAUUGAAUCAACUCGCCAAUAAAUCGGUUGGGCUCCAGUGUAAAUAAGACUAACAUAAAGGAAGACAAAUGCUAAAUAAGCAAAACAGUUGAAAAAGUGUAUAAAUUGCAAUAUAUAGUAUCGCAAUACUCACUGUAUUGCAAAAUGUUAAAAUCGCAAUAAUAUCGUAUCAUGGGGCCACCAGUGAUUUCCACCCCUAUGAGCCAUUACUUUGAGUUAGCUGGUUCUUGUUAAUAUCUACUUAGAUGUUGACUGACGGUAUUUGAAUGUAACACUUGCUUGUCUGUGUCACUGAUGAGAGUCUGACUGUUAUGUCUGGACACCUGUUUCCAUUCUUGUCAUGAGGCACUCCUUCGCAGAAUGACUUUGUCAGAGUUCGUGAGUUUGUUUUAGUUUUGUUGGUUCUUCAGCUAGUCAGCCCCAGUUGAAUGCUGACCCCCGUAGCUCGUCAUAUUCUUCAUAUUCUGUGUGAUGGUUAGUUCACAGAUGAAAAAAACAACGGCAGUCUCUGUCUGACACAGUCUGCGGAUCAAGUAUUGUCUGCCUUUUUGAAGCCAAACCUCCUCCAUAUGAGUAAACUUCAACUUUAAACUUCAACCAUGCAGACAGUGACUUCAGCUUAGCUUGAGGUGUUAUUGGCACUGCAUGUUCUCUCAGUGAGUAACGGCAGUGUCGUAUUCAGUCAAUGUGUGUAGACUCUCAAGGGGCAACGUGCCCGUUAUUGUCUGGUCAUUAAAACAACAAUGAAGAUUUUGAGGAUUUUGUUUCUGGCUUUCUGCCAUGAAGCUGCAAGGGCUGAACCACUUUGAAACAGGUGAAUGUAUGCACAGUUUGUUUAAUCUGUGCUUCAUGGUCUUUAAACCUCCCUUAAAAUCAACAGGCCACAACCUGUAAGACUGAGGAGAAGUUAGAGAUUUCUCCUCUCAGGGAUACAGCAAACCAAACUAUCUAUACAGCUGAGUGGUUUCAGUGCUUUGGAAAUACUGUGGGGUGAGAACGUUUGGGCAACCUUAACAAAAGUUGUUGUUUGCUUCUCACAUAUUUUAUGACUCAGAGGAAUAGAGACAUUUUCAGCAUAAAAACCAAAUCAAGACAGAGAGGAAAGUAAACCCCUGUGUGUGGGGGGGUAUGUUGUUCACUCGGUUGUUUUUGAAAGAGUCUGAAGGUAGUUUAUGAAAGUGUGGUUUCUGAAGGAAGAACUGAAACCUCACUCUAUCAGUUCUUCUCUCUAUAUAGUCUGAUAAGUGUUUGAAAUGAACAGUAACCUUGUCCUCCAUCAUUUCGCGCAGCUGAACAGUUUGUUCUAAAGCCUCUUGUCUUUUAAAUGAAUCAUAAAUGUCAGCAGGUUAAAACAACCACACCAUCCGACGCCCCUGCAGCUCUGAAAAUCUACAGAGUAGAUGGUAAAUCGUGGUGAUCAGUGCAACAUCAGCUCUUUCACACAUUUCCUGACUGUUUGCGCCCAAGAUGUCAGUAAUAAUUCAUGGUAAACCCAGAACAAAGACUGAGCUGGCAGCGCUGCAGCUGAGUGAACACAGUCACAGUUUUAGAGGUCCCAGCAGUUCAGGAACAAAGGCGUUACAGGUGUCUGUGAGGACAUAGUAACUAUCAUGUACGGUGGCCCUAAAGGUAACUGCACAGACCUUAAAUGAUCUCCAGAUAAAUACCAGCAACACACAAAAACUUCACUGAACUCCAAAAGUUAUUGUAUCAGAUCGAAAACACUUCACAAUCACAUACUUUUGAAAUAUUUUUGUUUAAAAACAUGAUUUUUUUGCAUUUCACAAAAUAUUUUUGCGAUAAAAUAUAAAUGUGUUUGAUGAAAUGUUUUCACUUCUAGUGGAGUGUUUUUUUUUUUGUGUCAGUGAAACAUCUUUUUGAUUUCAUUAUUAUUUUAUUGUUGUUUUUUGUGCCACAAAUUUUAGCGUUACCUAAUGCCACGUGUUUGAUGAGAAUUUUUUGCAUUUUGACGUAUUUGUUAAGUUGACUUUCAAAGGGUAGCUGAAGUUCAGGGAGUAUAAAUGUGUUCCACUCACUUGUUUAAUGACCUUUAGAAUUAGCUCUAAUGUUGCUCACUCGUCAUGUGCUAUUUGUUUAUGUGUGUGUGUGUGUGUGUGUGUGUGUGUGUGUGUGUUUGACUGUGUGUAUUGCAGGAGACGUGGUGGGCCUUGCUGCUGUUGUCCUUGUUGCCUGUAGUCCAGCCUUUCUAUGUUCCUGGAGUCGCUCCCCGGGAUUUUCACGACGGUGAUACAGUAGAUAUUAAGGUAAGAGGAAAGCUGUCUCAGUCAUCAAGAGUUCAUUGAUUCACAUUUAUCAAACAAGUUUCUGUGAGUUUGUGUCCUUACUGGGUCAGAAAUACCGCUGUGACAGACUUUAACUUUACAAAGUCACACACAGACCAUAAAACUAACUGUGACAAGAGGCUGAUAGAAACAGAGGACAGUGUCUGCUGUCUGACUCUGCCUGUCAGUCAGUCAGUCAGUCCUGCUGGCUGCUGACAGAGGGAGAUGCUCCAUGGUGGGCCGAGGUUUUAUUAAAGACUUAAAUCUUCCUGUUGCCUUUGAGAAUCUCACAGCUGCUGACAGCUCCCAAUAAUGUGCACGCUCUGUGUUGAUUUAAUUAAAUAUUUCAGGCAGUGAAGCUGACCAGCUCCCGCACACAGCUUCCUUAUGAAUACUACUCCCUGCCUUUCUGUAAGCCUGGAGCUGUCUUCUACAAGGGAGAGAACCUGGGUGAGCAGACUGAACACGCAGAAAUUCUUUCAUCCGCAUGAAUAAAUAGAUAUAUUUAUAUCCUUUCUCAUGGAUGUGUAUGUAUUCCCACCCUGUAGGUGAGGUGUUGCGUGGGGACCGUAUCGUGAACACUCUCUACAAUGUGGCGAUGACCAAGGACAAGAAAUGUGAGCUGGUGUGUAACAAGAAAAAGCUGAGCAUAGACGAGAGCAAGCUGGUCGCUGAGCGAAUCCAGGAGGAGUAUUAUGUUCACCUGUGAGCAUUCCUUCAUAAUCAUACUGAUAUAAUCCCAUCAGAAAACACACGUCACUGAUUUGAACUGACUCUGUUGGUACUUUGUUUCAUGUGUUGUUAAAAUGUAGUUUCUUAAGUUGAUACAAUCCUUUUUUUUUCUUUUUUUCAAAGUUAGCAUGAUUCUUACUGAGAAUAAUCUCUAACCUGUCUCUGUGUCUUUCAGUAUUGCAGAUAACCUUCCAGUCGCCACCAGGUUGGAGUUUUAUCCCAACAGAGAGGCAGGAGGGGAGGAGGAGCAGAAGAAGGACAUUGUGAAAGAUAUCCAGUUUGAACACGGUUACAGACUGGGCUUCUUUGACAACAAUAAGGUGCGUGUUUAAUUAAGUCCUUAAAUGCUUGCUCUUCCUGUUUUUAUUAAAGUGCUAUGUAAAUAAAGUUAAUAUUAUUUUAAGUCUGACUGACCUGAUGCAGAGUUUACUGGGGUUGAGUGCAGUUAGAGAGACUUGAGUUGCACCGUUUUAAACCCCCACAGACCUUUUUGGCCAAAGUUCAGAUAGUUUUAGUUGUGUCACAUUUUAUCAGAUUUCUGUAUUUGUUUUGUUUUCACUCUCCUGACUGGUGUGAUGGUAAGCAGGACUUAGCUGCAAAAAAAGAGAAGUCAAAAAUAUCCAGACCAAAAAAGUUUAGGCUUCAAAAUCCUUUUAAGUGUUUAUUUUCAUUAUUUUUAAUAGAUUUGUAAUCUGUCAAAUCUUUGAACUCCUGAGAUUUUGAUAAGCGUGAAUAAAAUAGGUCCAGAUUUCUUUAUUAUAAGUCCAUUAAGAAGUUAUAAUAUCUCUUUUUUCUCUCCUUCAGUUUUAUCUGCACAAUCACCUGUCCUUCAUCCUGUACUACCACAAAGAGAAGCUAGAGGAGGGGGACGUCCAUAACUACAGGGUGGUGCGGUUUGAGGUCAUUCCCCAGAGUGUAAAAGUAGAAGGUAGGUGUGAACGUGCUCUGAAGGAUUUCCCAGAGUUAUAUAAUGUUUCUGUUUCAGAGUCACAGUAAUUUAAAACUGUUCAGGAAUAAAAACUCUGGUGAAGCUCAAAGGUGUUGACCCUGGGUACGUGUUCUCGUUCUCAGAUCUGAAAGCUGUGGAAAAUGAGAGGACGUGCACGCUGCCUGAGGCCAGUGGCUCCGCCCCUCAGGAGAUCGACCCCAACAAGGAGAAUGAGGUCCUCUUCACCUACUCGGUGCACUGGGAGGUCAGUGACUGCUGCGAGGACUCUCUAUGACGUGAAACAGCCUGUAAUCAUGAGUCAGACCACCAUAAACCCCCCCCAAACAGCUGUGUUUGACUGGAUUAGUUAGACUCCAGCACAUCUUUGGCUAACUGGUAGUUUCUUACAGUUGUUUUACAGGUAUAAAAGGAGUAGGGAGGGGGAGGUGAUAUGCAGCAAAGGUUUACACCCCUGAGUCGAGCAAGCAGCCAUUAAGAUGAGGGCUUUAGCUUCUGUAUACUGAGGGAAUUACUCCUGUAAUCAUCUCAAAGCUUUUUCCGUCUCUAAACUGAAGAUCUGUCCUUCAUUCAGAUCCAGCCAUGUGCAAUCAGUUCAUGUGCAACAGUCCAAAUAUUUAGAGAGUGAGUCACAGACGUUAAAGCAUAGAGGGGACAUGAUAUAUUUCCAGCUUUCUGGGACAUGUAGGUUUGGAAAACAUGAAUGAAUGUGGGGAGACGAAGGCUGAGGCUCUUGUCGUGUCUCUACAGGAGAGCGAGGUGAAGUGGGCGUCUCGAUGGGACACCUACCUGACGAUGAGCGACGUCCAGAUCCACUGGUUCUCCAUUGUCAACUCCGUGGUCGUCGUCUUCUUCCUGUCUGGUAUGUCUGUCACCUCUGGCUUGUUGAAGACUCCUCACAGUGGAGAAAAUGUAAAAUAUGAAAGUUUGUUUGAACUUCUCUGAAACCUAGAAUUGAACUGUGAACCUGAAGUAUUAAAACAUUUUCUCUCAUACAUAAAAAUCUGAGUGUUACGAUGGUCUGAUGAUGGUGCAUUGAGGUGUCUGUCUCUGUAGCUGACAUCGUUUCCUCUCCCUCAGGUAUUCUGAGUAUGAUCAUCAUCAGGACUCUGAGGAAGGACAUCGCCAACUACAACAGAGAGGAUGACAUUGUAAGAAAAGAAUGAAAUCAAACAUGUUUACUGUCUGAUGUUGUACAGGUAUAAAUCGAAAAUCUGAAAAUUAACAAUAGUGAGAUCAUGGUCAGCAAAAGUUUUGGCGCUGUGGGCAGGUGGUAAGUCCCGCUGGAAGAGGAAAUCUCUUAUCUCCAUAAAGCUUCUCAGCAGGUGGAAACAUGAAGGUCUCUAAAAACUCCUGGUAGACUUCAGACUGUGCUGACUCUGGACUUGAUAAAUCUCUUUUCUUUGACUCUGACUUUAGGAUAAUAAGAAUAGUUGAACUAAUUUCUAUUUUUCUGUUUCUGUCUAUUUCUAAUUUUAAUGACUGUGUUUGCUCCUCUCUAACAGGAGGACACAAUGGAGGAGUCCGGAUGGAAGAACGUCCACGGGGAUGUCUUCAGGCCGCCUCAGUAUCCCAUGAUCCUCAGCUCUCUGCUGGGCUCAGGCAUCCAGCUCUUCUGCAUGGUGCUCAUCGUCAUCUGUGAGUCGGUUUCUUUCGUUUACUCAUCAGGGUCGUUUCAGUGUUGAUUUUUUUUGUAUCAUGUUGUUUACUGACUGUUGUUUUUAUGUUUGAAACAUUUGUGAACAGCUAAGAUGAAUUAGGACUGUAAACUCGAACCAUAACCCCCCUCCUUCUGUUCCUGUGUGUGUCACAGUUGUAGCCAUGUUGGGCAUGUUGUCCCCAUCCAGCAGAGGAGCCCUGAUGACCACAUCCUGCUUCCUCUUCAUGUUCAUGGGGUAAGAACUCAGAGUGACCCCUCUGAUCCUCCUUCAUGAAGUCACAGAUAAAGCAGGGACACGUGUUUGACUUCGGCUGUACUGAUUCUUCCUGUGCUGUUUGUCCUGUAGCGUGUUUGGUGGUUACUUUGCUGGCAGACUUUAUCGCACACUGAAGGGCCAUCGGUGGAAGAAAGGGGCUUUCUGUGUAAGUCAGUCAUGACUCACUCUGACCUUUGAACCUCUGCUGGCACUAUUUUCAGCACAACUGACUUUAUUGACAUUGUAUGAACACAACAUACACCAGUCUCCAAAGACAUGACUUUAAAUCCAUCAGCUGUUAGGAUAUGACCACCGACAGGUAAAGUAAAUAUCUCCUAACAGUGACACCUGUCAGUGGAGCAUGUUCGGCAGAGCUUGAACAUUUUGUCCUUGAGUUUGUGAAAAAACGGAAAGCAUAAACAGCAAGAAAAAGUGUGAUGGUUAGGUAAGCUCGGGGGGAGAGGGGGGAUUUGUUCCUGGUCUGCAGAGGUUAGUACAAGGGAACAGAAAUUUAAAUUCUGAAAGGAGACUGAACGCUUAGAGCAUCAGUUUGUUGAGCUGCUGACCUACACGUUAUCAGGCAGUACCUCUCACUGAUAGACACCAGAGUGUGUUAUUAGUGAACACUUCUGUUCCUGAAAUGUCUGUGAACUCAGGUGUCUGUGUCUGUGUCCCUGCAGACGGCGACUCUGUAUCCUGCUGUGGUUUUUGGGAUCUGCUUCAUCCUUAACUGUUUCAUCUGGGGGGAGCACUCCUCUGGAGCGGUGAGUAUAAGACAGUCAACAUACACUCAGACUGGGUUAACAACAUGACGUGGAUGAAUUAGUUUGGAUCAUCUGUCAGAGUUAAACAUAUCCAGAGUCUGCUCAGUCUGUCCUGACCCUACCCUCCCCACUCUCAUCCCCCUGUAGGUCCCCUUCACCACCAUGCUGGCUCUGCUCUGUAUGUGGUUCGGUAUCUCCAUGCCCCUGGUCUACCUUGGAUACUACUUUGGCUUCCGUAAGCAGCCUUAUGAUAACCCAGUCCGCACCAACCAGAUCCCCCGACAGGUCCCCGAGCAGCGCUGGUACAUGAACAAGUUUGUGGGGUGAGUGUUUUUUUUUUGUUUUUUUUUUCAGGCUCUGUAUCGUCGUGGUUUAAACCUCUCCCUCGGGUUUCUGAUGAUUGAAUGUGUCCCCCUUUAAUCUCCAGGAUCCUGAUGGCUGGGAUUCUUCCGUUUGGAGCCAUGUUCAUCGAGCUCUUCUUCAUCUUCAGUGUGAGUACAAACACUCAGAGUGUGUCCUGACUAGACCUUUUAUUUAAAUCUGUACUUUGUUUGUGUGCAGAUCUGCUCCUCUGUCUGGAGCUUAGUGUCAGAGAAAGUUUAAAAGUUAAUCGUAGAUGUCAGUGAUUUUCAUCCCAGCUCACUCAGUAAUGUCAGAAUGUGUGUGUGUGUGUGUGUCUCCCCCUGCAGGCCAUCUGGGAGAACCAGUUCUAUUACCUGUUUGGCUUCCUGUUCCUGGUCUUUAUCAUCCUGGUGGUGUCCUGCUCUCAGAUCAGCAUUGUGAUGGUCUAUUUCCAGCUCUGUGCAGAGGUGAGUUCAGACCAGCUGAGAGGGGCUGUGAGCAGAGCUGCAGACUGACUGACCUUAAAUCAUGAAGCAGGAAAUGGAGGAUUUCCUGCUGUGAUUUCUGAAAGCUUUUCCCCUUUUAUUGGACAAUGUCUCUUCUUUUUUGAAGGAUAACAUAAACGGUGUCAUUUCCUCUGUCCUCACGCUGUUCCUCUGUGUUUCUCUGUCAGGACUAUCGGUGGUGGUGGAGAACAUUCCUGGUUUCAGGAGGCUCAGCGUUCUACGUCCUUGUUUAUGCAGUUUUCUACUUUGUCAACAAGGUAAUACAGAUAUAUUUUGACUUCAAGUUCUAGCAAACACCUCUGUCAAAUAACUUUAUAAGACAGUAUAAGCAAGACAGUAUAAGCUUAAACAAUAUUUUAUUGAUCAAUACAAGAUAAGCACGUAUGAAAUAGGAUAGGAGAAGAAGUAAAAUGAAUAAAUAAAAAUAAUUUAAAAAUCAUGGAUAUCAAGGUUACACAGGAUAUAAAUACAUAAAAAUAUAUUUUUGAAACUUAACUCACGUAUUUUCCCAGAAAAGUCAGUUUUCACGUCAGUUGAUAUCAGAAAUAUAAAGCUGUAUUGUAAUUAUUUAGUAAUACUUCACCUUCAGCACAUUACAAUAAAAUAUCUACAGUGGAAACACUGGUGCAGAUAACAGCACGUUACUCUGUGAAAAUGUGUCUUUCACAAAAAGUUAACUACGGAGGCCCUGAAGGUCAACUGAGCAAGCAUUUCUUCAAACAUACAAAUAUUCUAUUAAAUACAAAAAUAUCCCACAACAUAGAAGAGUGUUUCAUGAAACUAAAAUAUUUGAUAAAAACACAAAAUUAUAAGGAACUGCUUUUAAAAAAAAUGCACAAACAUUCGAGAGAAACCAACAUUUCACAGAUUUAAUUUCAAAAUAUUUUUGUGUAAACGGACCUAUUUCUUUUUAAGCUCUUACCAUACUUAAAUGUUUGAUCAUUUUUUUAUUUCUGGAAAUAUUUUUGGUGUUUGGGGACUUUUUUUUUGUGCAUCACAUAAAAUCCAAUAUUUUCAUUUUUCAUGAAGCAUUUUUGUGUUAGAUAAAACCUUUUUGGCUUCAGGGAAAUGUGCCUUUUUUAUUUUUGGCAUUCAGUGCCGUGUUUUGUAAGGUCUCUAAAUGUUUGUGCAGUUGACCUUCAGGGCCUCCAUAGUUUAUGGAGACUUUUUCAUCUUGAUAACGUUUGAUUCACACCUUACUCAGGAGCUAAGAUCAUUAUCCUGACAGGUUAAUGAAACCAGAGCAGAAAGGCUGUGUUACUCAGAGAGCUUCUUUGAAUCCCAUCUGUUCAGUCUGUAUUUUUGAAGUAAUUUUUACACAAAGCACCGAUAUCAGGAGGUAAAUAAAAUCAGUGCAGAGACUAAACCCUCCUCUUCACCUCCCCUCCUCCUCGUCCUCCUCAGCUGGACAUCGUGGAGUUCAUCCCCUCCCUGCUGUACUUCGGUUACACCGCUCUCAUGGUCCUCUCCUUCUGGCUGCUGACGGGGACGAUCGGCUUCUACGCCGCCUACAUGUUCAUCAGGAAAAUCUACGCCGCCGUGAAGAUCGACUGAUCGCUGCUGCCGCUGCUCCCCUCCUUCUUUCCUAUUUUCGUCACACUCAGUUUUUCUGUUUAAUGUACAUAUUUUUUAUUCUACGUGUCCUACAAGCACUGACUUGUGUGUGGAGGGAACAGGCAGGGCUGCUUUUUACGGCGUUUCAGCCCCCCCUACUGGCCUCAUGAGGGAGAACAGCAGGGUUUCAGUGCUAAGCCGGCUGUUUGUCUCACCCUCUCCCACCCCCCUUUGCUUCAGUCCCCCCUCCUCCUUCCAGGACAGAGACCCAGAGGACCACCCCCCUCUGAUGGGACUGUUUCUCCUGCACACAGCACAGCGGGCCAAAGCUUGUCAAAAAAUUCUGCACCUUUCUCUUUUUGUUUGUUAAUUUAUCAGGUUUUUAUUUCUCUCUCUGCCGUCUCCUCCUCCUCCUCCUCCUCUCUCCAUCUCAUCUGUCCUUCCUCCUCCUCCUUUUCUCUCUGCUUUGAGAAGUCCUCCUGGUCCCCUGAGCUCAAAGGUGGACAGGGAGUCUAAGUGUGGCGUUCUUGUUAUUGUGUUGGACUGAUCUGAUGGGAAUUAUGUCGGGAAGUUGUUCAGUGUAAGAACAGAGCAGAUAAAUUAAAUGUACUGUUGUUUUUUUACUCUAUUUCCAUGUCUCUGGUGUGACCAUGUUAAACAGCUGUCCUCAGAGUAUCAGCUCUCUUAUCACCACAGCUCGGAGCGUGACGGACUGAAGCCGAGGAGGAUGCUGAACGAUGAAGAGCUGCAGAGAGGAUGAGGAAGAGGACUGAAACACUGACACUCGCUGUGGUCGUAGCAUUAGCAGAGCCGCUGAUCUCUGCAGUAUGCAAAGAAAGAGCAAACUGAUUAUCCUACGGACCGUUUCUCUGAGUGUGUGUGAAUCUAAUGUUCUCUACAUGUUUGUCUUUAACAUGAAGAAUGAUCACUGACAGGCUGCAGGGUCACCUGUCAGAGUUUCUACCUGUGCAGGUAGAGCUCAGCGUGAGGCUGUGUGGGCGGAGUCAGAGCAGUGAAGUGAAACCUUUAUGUGUUCUUUUCAGAUCUGUACAGUCAGUGUUUGUGCACUCUGAUGCACAUACUCCUCAGUUACUGCGUUUUCUUUACUAAUGAUAGUCUGGAGUUUUAUUCAUGUGACUCUGAUUUUCUCUAUUUUCAGCAGAAUUACCCAAACCUGCUUUUAAAGGGUGGGCUGAACCUGAUGAAAUGAUUGUUAGAGCCAACACAGCUGUAAUACUAAGGCUGAAAUACAAAAAAUCUAGUAUAAGUCAAUCAAACUGCAUAGUAAUCCUAAUCACAGAGAGUCCAUUUUAAGCCCAAUGUCCAAAGUCCAAUUUUAGUCCAUUUUUAGUCCAAAUCCACAUUUAGUCCAAUGUUUGAUCACAUAAUCUGAUUUAAUCUCUGGAGAGACUAACAGUUUCUGUCUGAAACACCAGGGUGAAGUUUUUAUCUGGGUAUGAAACUGCUGCUUUUUUUAAGACUUAAAAAAGCAAAGAAGGACAGAGAAAUCUUUUCUUCAUUGUGGUUUUUUAACACCCAGAGCUGCUGUGAGUGGGUGGUGUCAAAGGAGAGACUUUACAGCACACCUGAGGGAACACCGGAGCGAUACACAUGGUUGUGAAAAAAUACCAGGAUGAAACUUUUCAUUGUAAAACACCAUUUUACACAAUAAUCAGCAAGCGGUAGUCUUUUGUCCAUAGGGGGCGCCAGAGUCGAAACAACACGUUCCUCAUGGCAGCUUUAAUGCUGUCAUACGAGCACAUCCAAUUGUCAAAGACACGACAACCCUGAUUCCAGAAAAUUUUGGACACUGUGUUAAAUAUGUAUGAAGACAGGAUUUGAUGGUUUAUGAAUCUUGUAGGUUAUUUAAGAAUAAAGCCAAGAAUAGAUCAGAUGUUGAGACAUAAAAAAUGUUUUUAAUGAAAAAUUGAUCUGCUCAUUUUAAAUUUGACAUCUGUCAAAAGUACUUCUUAAUGUGUGUCAUCAUCAGCUCAUUUUCCCCAACUUCCUGUAAACCUUAGUGAACCUAGCUGACCAGUUUCUGGAGUUUUUUAAAGUGAAGAGUUGUCCCAUUCUUGCCUGAUAGAGGAUCAGUCCAGGGUCUCCUUCUUCAAUGGGGGACAGGUCAGGAUUGAGGCAGACCAGUUUAUUAACAGGACUCUUCUACUACAGAGCCAUGCUGUUGUAAUCCCUGCAGAAACUGGUUUGUCAUUGUCUUGCAGAACUAUGAAGGUCAUUGUCUGGAUGUCAGCAAACCAUCAUACUCUGUUAUCAUUUUACACGGUGUCCUAAGUCUUCAGGAAAUUGGGGUUGUUUGUUGUCGAGUGUUUCAUAAACUCUCCUCAUAACCUCAUAAUCUAUCUGAGGACCAGAGCUGAAGUGUAAGAUAAUUUGUUGGCUGAAGGAAAAUCAUUUUGAUAAUCCAGUAAUGGCUCUGUCAUUUUUUUUUUUUUUUUUUGAGCAGAAAUGUCAAACAUGGUUCUGUCUUUUUUAAAGUUAGCAUUUGCUCCAUUCAGUCUGUGGGUGUGGAAUGAAGAAGUGAUUUAAAGAGAUCACUUCGGGUUCUGGGAACUUUUGAUCAUUUUUAGUCUUGUUGCAUUCAAUUUCAGCAAAUGAACAAGAUCAGAACUAAUCUACAGUCGCUUUUGGAGGUUCCCCGCUGCUGCGUUAAUCCAGCAAAACUCCGGUUCCAAACUCGGUUUAAUGGAGGUGAAAAAACCACAAACUUUAACAGGCUGAUAAAUGUUGAACAUCUGUUAUCUGAUGGUGAUGGGUUAAAUUGGUUCAGUUCAUGCUUUUAAACAGCUUGUGGUUUGCACAGAGGUGUGUGUGAUGUAUGGAUGCAGAGCUGUUACAGAGGGGGAGGAGAAAGACCAGAUCAUCCCAGAUCCUCUUAAACUUUCCUGGUCCCUCUCCUCCUUCAGAUCCAUCAGUCCAACAGUUGAGAGGGACAGAGACCACCAGCCUAGAGACAGAAAUGGCAGCUGCUCUGUCCUGGUCUCUGAUACCUGUCCACUCUGACCCUCCUCCUCCUCCUUCUCUGUUCUCAGUCUCUGAGCUCUGACUGCUGUUCAUGCGAAAGUGCCGAGGAGAUUUUUACAGACAGACUUGAAGAGGGCCAGGUCAUGAGUGUGCGUGUGUCUGUGAGCGUGUGUGCGUGCGUGAGUGAGUGAGUGAGUCUCAGUUGUACAUAAAGAGAAGUGCUCUGUAUUGUUGCGUUUCUCUGUUCGUGGCGCUCUCUGUAAUGAUUCUGUCUUUGUUUUAGCCAAAAGCAUGACGCUCAUGGUGACUCAAAGAAAAAACUUUCUGUUCAUUUUCUCUUUUUCUUUCUUUUACAGAAUGUCGGAUUACAAACUGUACAAAGUUAAAAUAAUAAAGUGAUGGGUUGAAUAUUAAAAUCAGCCUCAGCUGUGUUUGGGACAUGUUUGUGGUUUAAUGUCAGACCGUCGAUGUGAAAGAAAGAAAGAAGAACUUCAUUGAUCCCCGAAAGGAAAUUCAAUUGUCUGUCGUCUCAUUUGUCAUGUCAAUUUGAAAGUCAUCUACUAUUUACAGAAUAAUUAUAAAGUCUGAUGGCUGUGGGUACAAAAGAUCUUCUAAAUCUUUCUGUCCUGCAGCGAAGUGAGAGGAACCGUCUACCACCAUUGGCCCUUUGGUCCAUCAAGGUGUUGUGAAGUGGGUGAUCCAUGUUCUUUAGAAUAGCCUCCACCUUCCUCAGUGUAGAUCUCUCCACCACUUCCUCCACUGAGUCCAGCUUGAGUCCAACCACAGAGCCAGCCUUUUUCACCAGUUUGUAAUGACGUCUUGCAUGUUUGUGUUUGAUGCUUCCUCCCCAGCAGACUGCAGCGUAGAACAGAACACUGUAGACACCACAGACUGAUAAAACAUCUGCAGCGUCUUACUACAGAUGUCUACUGAUCGGAGUCUUCUCAGGCAAAAGAGGCGGCUCUGCCCCUUUCUGUAGAUGAAGUCUAUAUUCUUAGACCAGUCCAACUUACUAUCCAGAUGUAGACCUAGGUAUUUAUAUGAUGUCACGACUUCAAUGUCCACUCCACAGGUGUUCUCUGGCUGAAGAGGGGGUUUGGAUCUACAGAAGUCUAUGACCAUCUCCUUUGUCUUUGAGGUGAUGAGGAGGAGGCAGUUUUUGUGACUCCAGUCACUGAAGGCUCUUAUUAGAUCUCUGUAUUCAGCUUCUUGUCCAUUUCUGAUACAUGCCACAAUAGCAAUGUCAUCUGAGUAUUUCUGGAUGUGGCAGGACUCAGUGCUGUAUUUGAAGUCUGACGUGUACAGUGUGAACAGGAAUGGCGCCAGCACUGUCCCUUGUACUCCUCAUUAAUGUCCCAGAAACACAGUUCUCCAACCUGACAAACUGUGGCCUUCCUGUCAGGUAAUCUACGAUCCAGGAAACACAGGAAGGAUCCACUCCCAUCUCUGUGAGCUUGUCUUUGAAAUGUCUAAAUAACCCUGAUAAUAUCGUCAGGCCCCAAACAAAGAUCAUAUGAAAACUUAAUCUUGAAGUGAAAGAGAUCACCUUUACAGAGUUGAGAAACAAGUUGAUAGAAAACUUUUUGUGAUGUUGUUUGUAAUGAUUAAAAAACAUCAAUAUCAAA
This is a messenger RNA of Xyrichtys novacula (pearly razorfish), 16884 nucleotides long. The record is from the annotation of a GenBank genome assembly. Lineage: Eukaryota; Metazoa; Chordata; Actinopteri; Labriformes; Labridae.